GUGAUCGAGUCCCGGGACGCCGGCUGUGACAGCUACCCCCACCUCGCCUCCAGCGAGGCCUAUCAUUUAACUGUAGCAGAGCCUGUGGCUGUACUGAAAGCAGAUGAGGUAUGGGGUGCUUUAAGAGGUUUGGAAACCUUCAGCCAGUUGGUACAUGAGGAUGACUAUGGAAGUUUUCUUGUCAAUGAAUCUGAAAUCUACGACUUCCCAAGAUUUGCUCAUAGAGGAAUCUUACUAGACACGUCAAGGCAUUAUUUACCAUUGAAAUCUAUUCUUACAAACCUGGAUGCCAUGGCUUUUAACAAGUUCAAUGUUCUCCACUGGCAUAUAGUAGACGAUCAGUCGUUCCCUUACCAGAGUAUUUAUUUCCCUGAGCUAAGUGACAAGGGAGCCUACUCCUAUAACCACAUCUACACUCCUACUGAUGUCCAUCUGGUGAUUGAAUAUGCUCGGUUAAGAGGCAUUAGAGUUAUCCCAGAGUUUGAUACCCCAGGACACACACAGUCUUGGGGAAAAGGUCAAAAAGAUCUUCUCACCCCUUGUUACAAUGGAGAACAGCCAACUGGGUCCUUUGGACCUGUAAAUCCCAUUUUGAAUACAACUUAUGACUUCAUGACUAAAUUCUUCAAAGAAAUCAGCAGUGUAUUUCCAGAUGCAUACAUUCAUUUGGGAGGAGAUGAAGUGAACUUCGAUUGUUGGAAAUCUAACCCUGAAGUGAAAGAGUUCAUGAAGAAGCAAGAAUUUGGAUUUGACUAUGCUAAAUUGGAGUCUUACUAUAUUCAGAAGAUUUUGGACAUUGUUGCUUCCUAUAACAAAGGAUACAUGGUGUGGCAAGAAGUGUUUGAUAAUAAAGCGCAGCUGAAACCAGACACUGUAGUUGAAGUGUGGAUGGAAAACAACUACGCCCAUGAACUGAGCAGCGUCACUGGAGCUGGGUUCACUGCUAUCCUGGCAGCUCCAUGGUACUUAGACUACAUUAGUUAUGGGCAAGACUGGAAGAAAUACUACAGCGUUGAACCGCUUAACUUCCCUGGAUCUGAAAAACAGAAAAAGCUUUUAAUAGGUGGAGAAGCCUGCCUGUGGGGGGAAUUUGUGGAUGCAACUAACCUCACACCAAGAUUAUGGCCUCGAGCAAGUGCUGUAGGGGAAAGGCUCUGAACCGAUUUGCAGGAUGCCUAUAGAAGACUGACUAGUCACCGAUGCCGCAUGCGCCGCCGUGGCAUAGCAGCCGAACCUGUCUUUGUUGGCUACUGCACCCAUGAAGCAAGAGGGCGGUAA
Molecule: messenger RNA, 1278 nt
Organism: Eurypyga helias (sunbittern)
Lineage: Eukaryota; Metazoa; Chordata; Aves; Eurypygiformes; Eurypygidae
Gene: HEXB
Product: hexosaminidase B (beta polypeptide)
Biological process (GO): glycosaminoglycan metabolic process; ganglioside catabolic process; carbohydrate metabolic process
Cellular component (GO): membrane
Molecular function (GO): beta-N-acetylhexosaminidase activity
Source: RefSeq, a predicted model, not a curated record